AUGAACUCUUCUGCGCCAGUUCUCGUUGAUUCCAGCAAUCAAUCGAUUACUGAGCAGAUAGAAUGUAAUGUCAUAAGGCGGCCAGUACCCAUAACACCUGGUUCAUUUUGUAUAAAUCCUCAAAUACAGACCCACCCCUAUGACCGGCCUCCACCGAGAGCACCACCAGCAGUUCGGCUUCAAAUGAUUCCUCGUCACUCUCCCUCUGAAAAUCCUGUGAUUGCCUCACUUAUGAAUACGGUAGCUGCAGCUCGGGAUCGGAAACGUUUACGUGAGGAAGCUAUGUACCCAAAAAGAAAUGUUGGUCAGCAAACGGAAGGAGAUGAAGUUAUUGAACAAGACGGUUAUGAACUAGAUAAUGGUAUCUCGUCUACAAAACGGGUUAAGCGUGAGGAAAACGCUAAUCAAUCUCGCCGAGAUGUUUCAUUUGAGACGAUCGGAACAAAUACUUCACCUGCCCCGAUACGGCUCACACCAGUGUCUUCUGAAUCUUCCUCAUCAGCAAACCCGUCUACAACUCAACCACAUCGAUCGUCAUUACAUAGAAGACGUGAACGGGAAACGCCAGCUGCUCGGCAAGCUCGUCGAGAACGUCGAGAGCGUCAACAGCAAGAGGAAACAAUAAGGAUUCAAUUGGAAAACUUGCAACAAAUCGAUGGUUUAGUCCCUGGAAGUGAUCAUAGCUGUAAUCAGAGAUGCCCGCACUUUCAACAUCUUGUGCAAAUAAGCAAUGCAUUGUAUCAUCAGAGUCAACAAUCCGGACCACCACCAACUGGUCCAAAUGCAGUUUCACCUACUAUUGCCCCAGGAGCCUACCUUCGAGGGGGUCAUUAUGUGAAUCCAUUCAGUUUCAACUAUCCGGUGCCAGCUUUCGCACCUCAACCGUUAGUACCCGUGUUGAUGGGCGUUUAUCCGGUGGCUCCAACUGCACCGGUGAUUCAUGCUCCGGUAGCUGUCAGACCACCUCCACCACCACCUGGACAAGCCGCGGCAAUUCAUAAUUUGUAUUCGUUCAGGAGUCAUAAUAUUAAUAUGCCGGGAUACCAUCCUGAACUAUACGAUGCAUUACGGCCGAGCAGUUUGAACUAUCUAUUCCCUUCAAUGGACCGGUUCGGCCUAGAUAGGCAUCAUAUGUUUGCCGGUUUGGAUAUUGAUGUUCCAGUUGGUGCAUCAAAGAUAGAGAUCGAUAACUUCACUCAGCCUACAUUAUAUGUAAAGAAAGAAGGCGAGGAAGAAGAUGAUACGUGUACCGUGUGCUUAAGUAACUUUGAGGAUGGAGAGAGUAUACGAAAACUUCCAUGCAAUCACGUGUUCCACCCGGAGUGCAUUUAUAAAUGGCUUGAUAUCAACAAGAAAUGCCCAAUGUGUCGUGAGGAUAUUGAUAGAAUUCGGAUCCUACAACAACAAUAA
Molecule: messenger RNA, 1410 nt
Organism: Caenorhabditis remanei
Lineage: Eukaryota; Metazoa; Nematoda; Chromadorea; Rhabditida; Rhabditidae
Exons: 5
Coding region: 1-1410 (469 amino acids)
Molecular function (GO): zinc ion binding
Source: RefSeq, a predicted model, not a curated record